AUGUUGCGACAAUGGAUCACCCUUCUCUCCUUCCUGCUCUGGCUUCAGUGGCCGAGUUUCAUUUACGCCAUACCAACCGAGGCUGUUCUGCCUGCCAUAAAUCAGAUCGAAGAAAAGAUUUUCACCCUUGCACUGUUUAGCCGUCCUGAGUAUGUCCCCUACGGAACAGAUGACCUCAAUACUUUCCACUGGGCGAUUCAUGCCAGCAAAAAAGGAUCCAGAGGUGAAGUUGUCGAUUCUUUCGAUGCAUCUGAUUGGCGUUAUAUUCGUCAAGGAAACAAACAGUCGGUCAUCUCCAAUCAUCCGCCAAGCAAGGGUCACCCCUCGCCUUUUAUGUAUCAGUAUAAGUACGCCGUUGAACCGGCCAAUGUCCAAACUUUCAUGGCGAGGAUUAAUAUUGGAAGUGCGACAACGUCAACAAUUGAAGUCACAGAAUUAUUUCGAGGCCUCAAGUUACCAGGUCCCGGAGAGAGUUGUCUCAACUGGGCACAAUCAGCGAUGCUCGAAAUGCAGCUUAAAGGCAUGGCUAAGCAAUUCGACGUCGGGACAUUUUCCCAGAAGGCUUUGGAGUACGCUCUGGGCAGAGUUUAG
This is a messenger RNA of Drechmeria coniospora, 591 nucleotides long. RefSeq lists its product as uncharacterized. Bases 1 to 591 code for a protein of 196 amino acids. The record is from RefSeq and is a predicted model, not a curated record. Lineage: Eukaryota; Fungi; Ascomycota; Sordariomycetes; Hypocreales; Ophiocordycipitaceae. The transcript has a single exon.